This is a messenger RNA of Teleopsis dalmanni, 816 nucleotides long. RefSeq lists its product as uncharacterized. Bases 1 to 816 code for a protein of 271 amino acids. The transcript is spliced from 3 exons. NCBI's taxonomy places the organism in Eukaryota, Metazoa, Arthropoda, Insecta, Diptera, Diopsidae. The record is from RefSeq and is a predicted model, not a curated record.
AUGCGCGCUUUUAUUGUAAUAUGUUUUCUAGCCGCAGCAAAUGCUGCUCCACAGGGCUAUAACUAUCAACAGCAACAGAAUAACUUCCAAACUGGUCAGGGUUCAUUUUCACCACAAAAUAUAUUCCAAAAUCUCAAACAACAGCCAUCAUUUGGUUUUAAUGUGCAGCCUCAAGCUUAUCAACAAAUAGCAACACCCACAUUUGGUAUACCUCAAGUGAAGCCACAGCAACAGUAUCAGCAACAACAACAAGCUUUCCAGGCACCAGCGGCGCCAAUUGUCACAAAAGAUAUUUACGUCCAUGUGGCACCAGAAGAGCCAGAAGAUAAAUAUCGUCCAGCACCAGUACCAGUAGCUCCACCACGCAAACACUACCGCAUUGUCUUUAUUAAAGCGCCCACACCAAGUGUUAGCUCGGCAGCGUUACGUGUUAAACAAGCACCAACAGAGGAGAAAACUAUUAUUUAUGUGCUCACCAAAAAACCUGAUCCACUGGACCUACAGGCUGUCUUCCAGGAUGUUGCACCCAAACAACCCAGCAAGCCAGAAGUUUACUUUAUCAAAUACAAAACACAAGAGGAAGCACAGCACGCACAACGCACAAUACAAGCUCAAUACGAUCAACUUGGAGGCACGACACAAAUAUCUGAUGAAGGUGUUGCACCAGUCACAUCUGUUAUCGGUGCUUUAGAUCAACAACAAGGACCUAAUGUUGGGACUUCGCCUGGCGGCGGCUUUAUCGGCACCGAUGGUGGUAGUGUUGUUAGCACUUCUGGAAGUGCCAGUAAAUAUUUGCCACCCAUUGUUCGCAUCUAA